Molecule: messenger RNA, 1231 nt
Organism: Mytilus trossulus (common blue mussel)
Lineage: Eukaryota; Metazoa; Mollusca; Bivalvia; Mytilida; Mytilidae
Exons: 3
Coding region: 371-799 (142 amino acids)
Source: RefSeq, a predicted model, not a curated record
AACUUUUUUUAGUUACACGCUUUCUGCAUUUUGAAGAUUAACUAAUGGAAAUAGGAUAUGUAUUAUUCGAUUUUCAAUAACCAAAUAAAUGAAAUCACAGACAUUGAUUUUUACCUGUUAAUUGAAUGUAACCUCUCGCGCAAUAUUUACGGAUUCUGAAAACCCAUCCUGGAAACCGACCUAGAAUAAUAGGCAAUCGAUUAAAGACUAAUUAAGAUAAAAACCUUGCCGUUUAUUAAUAUUGACAAAAAAGUGGUCUUUUAAACUGUUGAUUUAAGUUGAUCGAACUUUUAAGCCGUUCUUUAUUUAUCGUUUUAAAAAAUGGGAUAAAGUGCGUAAUUUUCGUAUUCACAAUGGAACCAUAAACAAAAUGGAGUCAAAAUUUUUAAUAAUUCUGUGUUACAUCUCUCUUCAACAAGUAUAUGGAUAUGGAAACAAUACAACACUAUCUUGUUUUGACUGUGAAGAAGAAUUUGAAGAAAGAUGGGAUCCAUAUACAGAUUGUCAAGUGUAUCCACACAACACACCUUUGAGACCUUGCUUGGACAUUGAAAUGUAUUGUAUGGUAGAAAAAGUUACUAUUUAUGGAAUGACGACGAGUAUAAAACGAAGAUGUACUUCCGAAUGUUACUAUGGCUGCAGAGCACAUAACUUUGGUCUGACUACUAUGAAAUGUACGUCGUGCUGUCAGUAUGCAGGCUGUAAUAUAGAUGGAUCAGCCUCGAUUUCAUUCAUAUUUGGAACAUAUAUGUGUGUUUUGACUUUUUGUUUACUAGUGACGUUAUUGACAAAACAGUAACCAACCAUUUGUUCUACCUAAUCAAUUUCUUUGAUAUUUUGCCAAAUCUAUUUACCGAUCAAGAUGAUGACAUCGUGUGCCUUUAAUAAUAUUUCAUUGAUGAUAAAUAUGCUUUAUGAUAAAGACAAUAAGUUACUUGAAGAACAGGAUAACAUGCCCAAGGUGAAUACAUCGCUUGAGAACAUUCACAUUAUUAAGAAGUAUAGUUUCACGACAAAACAAAUGUUACUUAGUGAGUCGAAAGAAUCGAUGAAUGUUUAAGCGAUAAUCAACAUCAUCAAUUAUAUUAUCUAUUGGGACAUAUAUAGUGACUAUAGGAUAGAACAAUGAAAUAUAACAACGCAUUACCUUUAAUCUUAUUCGCCAAACAUUGUAUCACCUUAUGUAAUAUAAGUUGUUGCCAAAACAAAGUAAAAUAUGUUCAUCCAUUUA